This is a messenger RNA of Caenorhabditis auriculariae, 2415 nucleotides long. NCBI's taxonomy places the organism in Eukaryota, Metazoa, Nematoda, Chromadorea, Rhabditida, Rhabditidae. The record is from the annotation of a GenBank genome assembly.
AUGCCGUCGCCUUACUUCGUUCCUCCGCCAGACUAUGACGGCGCAAAUGCUCCAAAUCCAGAUCCAUUCGUUCCUACGCCAGACUACUACCAAACUCUCAAAGGAUACCGCAGACAAGCGUAUUCCGAUCAGCAAGACUUUAUUGAGAGAGAGCCUGAAGAGUUCGUGGUGAAAAAGUAUCCUCCAAAACUACCACCAAGGCUGAAUCGCCAGACGCCGAAAUUAGUUCGAGAAGAGCCAGAAGUAAUUCCCAAACCCGUCGAGCCAGAGAGACGGGAGAUAGCUCCUCCGCAGGUUCCAAAGAAAAACUUUAUCUCAUCACCAAGGAUUGAGGAAAUGGUUUAGAUUUGAAAAAUAUCAAUCAUUCAUUGUCAGUUUUCAGCCUCCCAUGAUCAAGACACACUCAUACAAAGAAGACCGCGUAGAAGACGUGCCGAUGUACGCAAGAUCGACAAGGUCGCACAUCCGAAACAUCGGAGUCGCUGUCCUGCCGGGCAUUGAACGCAAUGUCUACAAAUCGGAUUUCGCUGGAGGUUAGAGAUAUUGCCUUUUUGUUGGGACGUUUUGGAAUUUCAUUGAGGUCUCUUCAACCCGUUCUGAUUAAAUUUUUGACUAUGAGAAACUAAUUUUUGAAGUUUUUUUGAUUAUCGUUCUUUUGCCAAGAAAACUCGGCAAAAAUCCGCCUUUCAAAGUUUUUUUCAGAACUUAAAAUUUCAUAUGACCUUAUCUUUUUUUAUCACUUGAAUAUUAUGAUUUUUUUAUUGACUUCCGUUCAAAAAUGUCAAUCAUUUUUCGAGUUGAGGCUGUCACGUUGACAGUUUUGAAUUUACAACCACCCUUCUUUGGCUCUGUGAAAAAGGAUCGUAUGAUAAUUAGAAUAAAUGAUAAACAAAAAAAUUUAGUCAGUGACUUCUAUUUUUUUCCCACAAAAAAAUCAACUAGUUAGUAAAUACUGCUUGGAAUAGUCGUCGACGAUAAGAAAGUCGAUUGAUUACUUCUUUAAAAACUCUUUGCAAGAUUUUCUGUCAUUUUUGAUCUUUUGUUUGCAUGAUCAUCUUUUUUCACACUCAACUUGGAAAUUUUAUUGUUUAAUUCAUAUCUCCUCCAAGAAAUGUCAUUUCGGCGAAAAUCUUUGAUCAUAGCGCGCCGUGACAUGAUUCCGACUUUUUGCUCGUGAGUGAAAUGUCGUAAAGGCGAAUUCCAAUUGAUAAUGAGUUGAGCGGCGACAACAUGGCGUCGCUUUGUUGCAAUUGCCGAUACAAGUGGGCGAUUUCGAUCAGUGUACCCAUCAACAAAGUUUCUGGAUCAAAGUAUCUGAUUUCGAUUUUGAAAAGGGCUUCGUGGUACCGAAAUAUGAAAAUUAGUGGAGAGAUCCCUUCAUCUUCAAAAGAAAAUACGGGUUUUCAAAUCUUCAAUUUAAAUAGACUGGCAGAUCAUCAUUAGGAGAAAGUUAUUGCGCAAUGAAAAGGUCAUUCAUUAUCUUUUCUGUCAUCAUGGAAUGCAUUAUGAAAAAGCUUGGACAAACAAAAAAAAAGGGCGUAAAUGAUAAAGUUCGAAAGAAUGACGUCUCAAACAUUUACAGCCGCGCCAAUAUCAGCUGAACAAAACAAGGCCUUCCAAAAACAUCUGGAGAAUCACCGAAAUUUCGACACAAUGAAAAGUCUUCGUGGCAUUUCCGAUUGUCCUAUCUGUCAGAUGAUGAGCAAGCAGCUCGGCUUUGAACUUCCAAAUGCUUCAAGACCACGCUUGGAUGCGAUGUGAUUUUUCAUUAUCCAAACUCCAAUCACAGCUAAUUUAUAGACCUGACGAAGAAGAAGCUCCUGCUCUGUCUUCCGGUCCUCAUGGUUCGCGUAGGAGAGGAGACGUGUAAGUUCUUCCAACUGAUCAACAAAUAACUUUUUGAAUCAAUGAUAAUCUACUGAUAAGCUCUGUGAAUUUUCUCAUGAUGAAACUUGAUAAAUUACUUCUCUGAGAAAAUAUCCAGGUUUUUAUUUUUUCAGAAGGAACCUAUUCAAUGCUCCAGAAGAACCACCAGAGCCCGCUCCUACGACAUCUCCCAUGACCGCAAGAGUCAAGUACGACUACGAAAAAAAGCGAGAAGGCGAAAUCAGUGUAGUCCAAAUGGAACCCGUCGAGGUAAACUUCCUAUCUUUAAAGUUCGAUGUGAGAUGAAAUAAGCUUCUUAUUGAGAACAUAACUCGUGUAACUUGUCUUUCGUAAUUUUUCUUAUCAUUUCGUCGUAUCAUAGCAUGAGGGUCGAAAGAACUUAUCGGUAUCCGAAAUCAGAGCAUGUGACCAAAUAGCCCAAUUUAAAUAACUGUUGUUCAGAUACUGGAAAUGCAACAAGGUUACGUGCUCUGCAGAAAAUCGGACGGCUCAAUCGGAUGGCUCCUCGCUGAGAUUCUUGGCGUUUAA